UUUCUACGCAAAAUAUCACCAAUAUGUUUCCUUUUUAAUGACAUAUUUUUCAAAGAGUCAUUUCAUAUAUAAGUUUAUGGCUGUUGCUAUUUAGCUGCAGGUUAUCAAUAAGUUUUGGCGAACAACAUGUCUUUGAGUGCGAACCUAAUGUUUUUGACUGCGUGAUUAAUGGUUCGAUUUUCACUCGUGGCUAUGCGUCAAAUAUGACUUGUUUACGAUAUUUAUAUCACGGAAACUAAAUCCCUUUGCAAAGAUAUUUGGUGAAAAUGGAACCUCAGAAAUGUGAUGCUAGCUAGAAUAGAACUAUUCAUUUGAUGGAAGAAGAAUGAGCAAGACAUUCCAUUUCAACGGAGCUCUCUAAUCAGUGCUAGAGAGGAAAGAGAGCAUCAAGAUGAGUAUGUUGACGAUCGAGGAGUGCGACCUCCUGUCGGACUCCAAGUACCGGAACUACAUCAGCCAGGUCGAGAAGGCUCUGCGUAGCUUUGAGAACACCAGCGAGUGGGCGGACCUCAUCUCCGCUCUCGGAAAACUCAACAAGGUCUUGUUGGCACAUAUGAAGUACCCAGUUGUUCCUAAGAAAGUGACAAUUGGCAAACGUCUCGCUCAGUGCCUACACCCUGCCCUGCCGAGUGGUGUUCACCUCAAGGCCCUUGAGACAUACGACAUCAUCUUCAAAUGUAUUGGGACGCAGCGUUUGGCCGUGGAUCUGUUCAUCUACAGUGCUGGCAUGUUCCCGCUGCUCAGCCACGCUGCCAUGAGUGUCAAGCCGGUGUUGCUGACUGUGUACGAGAAACACUUUGUGCCCCUGGGCAAGCACAUCAAACCUGGCCUCAAUGGCCUUCUGCUGGGACUGCUGCCUGGCCUUGACGAAGGGGCAGAGAACUAUGACCGGACCAAUGUACUGUUGGAGGACUUCUGUGAUGCAGCGGUCCCCAGCUUCUUCUACACCUGCCUGUGGGAGUGCAUCCUGUCCUGCCCCAGUGUCAGACUCCCAGCCAUCACCUUCCUCGUGUCCCACUUCAACAAGAAGCAGACCAUGGAGGAUCAGCUGGACAUGAUGGGCCUGGAGAUAGACCUGAUGGUGAAGGCAAUCUGCGGCUCCCUGCAGGACAUGAGUGUUCUAGUGCAACGUAUCCUUCUGGACUUCUUGCUGCUGGCAUUCCCCAUGCACAACGCCCAGCUCACCAAGGAAGACAUGAGCAAGAUAGUCAAGUCGGCCAUCAAUGUCGUCCUCCGCCGCGACAUGUCACUCAACCGACGACUGUACGGCUGGUUGCUAGGGACUUCCUCGACCGGAGCCACUGUGGCGGUAACAGAGACAAAUCGACUGCAUCGGUCUGACAGCACUUCUACAUCAAGUGAAUUAGAUCUGGGAUAUUUUCACCAGUACUCUAAGGACCUGUUAGUGAAGGCACUGAAGGGCAAGCUGACCAACACUAAUGGGUUUGACUUUCACACCGGCACAAGGACCUCUGUAUUGAAGCCAUUCAGGAUACUCAUCAGCUUGUUGGACAAACCUGAGAUAGGCCCAGUCAUCCUGGAAAGUGUUCUGUUGUCGGUGUUCAGGUGUUUGCUCCGGGAGUGUAAAGGCGUUCCAGAAGUCUCCGUUCAGAGUGAUACGUCAAGACCUCGGAAGAAUGGCAAAGUCAGCAGAGAGAGUUCAGACAAAGAUGACCAGCUAGGCAGUGAAAUGAUCAAAACUGCUAACUUGCUGUUCGGGUCAUUUGAGCCGUACUUUAUAUGGGACUUUGUGUCACGGAUGUUCACAAGUGCAUGUGAUACCACAAAGAUGGCUCUACGGGCCAGUGUGUCGUCUAGCCACGAAGCAAAUGACUCUCCGUCUCUACUAGAGCUGUGCAGCAUUGUUGAGUUUCUGUUGGAUAUCGUCUCGCUGGAGAUGUACCUAGAGACGCAGACCGAGUACCUCCCUGAGCUGCUCCAUCACAUCAUCGCUUCUGUCAUCGGCCACGUGAACCACAUCACCGAGGCCGAGGUCACCGCCACCCUCAAACUCUGCACCAAGAUUCUGGAAAAGGUACAGCCCUCCAUGACAACUGGUCUUGAAACUGCAGAAGGCGAUGACUCAGAGGUCAUGGUCGGGUCAGAGGUCACAAGGGAGGAAAUUGACCUUGCUGUGAGGAAGAGAAUUGAAGCAAAAGACAGAACAGAAAACAAGAAAAAUAACGAUAGAAAAGUGUUUGGUGAGGAAGAUGGUGUGAAAAAGGAAAGGAAUGGUGAUAAAAGUGUAAGUCAGGAGAAAAUUAAUAAAUCCGAAGAUGAGAAAGAGGAUGAGAGUUAUUUCAGUGCUCCCAGUGAUGUAGAUGGCGCAAACAGUCCAAUGAAAACAAAUGUAGAUGAAACUCACACAAAACCAAAAUCAGAUGCUGAGGCUGAUGGCAUGUCUCAAAGAACUGACUUGAAAACAGAAGGAAUUGAAACGAAAAACCAGUGCCAGUCGAAACCCAUGAUGCCCGAGCUGAAGCGACAAGGAAGUGUGGCAAACCCAGUGACCCUGAUGCAAGCCUGUGUUCAUGGCUUCCAGGAAUUCUUCCAUGUUUACACAAACAAGCGUGUACUGAAGAACUCAGCUGUGUCAUCCAAGUGUAUCGACAUGAUCACCCUGUCCCCGGAGCUCGUCCGGUCCAGUGACAAGGACUCGGUGCUGGAUGGGAACUCUACGUGUAGUGGGGAUGACCGCCCCUACGCUGACAUGUCAGGGUUGAAGGUCUCGGCGGAGGGGUUGAAGGAGAAGAGUUUUGAGGCGUUCGGACAGGCGUGUCGACUGUUGGUCGACUUUUCCAGCUUUCCCAUGUUCUGUACAGACUAUCACAAGGUCAUGGACCAGACUUGUCAAACGGAGGACAGCAGUGCCCUACCAGAAUGGCUGCAGGACCUGAUCACAUGUGCUUGCUUUGUGGACUGCUUUGAGAUACAGAGUGCUGCCAUAGCAACCAUUCUGGAGCUCAUCACUCUCACCCAGUCCGUCCAGUCAGUGACUGAGAACAAGGGUCAGGAGACUGGUCAGCGAAUGUCCACCAGUGAGAGAGGAACAGUGUCUGUGGUGAUUCUGCCAUCACUCCUACCAAGGCACCUGCAGUACAUCAAUGACAAUAUGGUGUUCUACCAGACUGUAGCCCGUGAACUGUGGUCCUAUCUGAGCUCCAAAUUCAGCAUGCACCAUCUCCAGUGUGUGGAGCUGUUUCAUCAGUUGCAUCAGGUGACCCCAAGCAGUUGGGUGUGUGAAGAUGUGAUCGGGACUGCACUUGUCUCGGACAAUGAGAUCGAGCGUAUUGAGGCCUUGAAGAAGUUCACAGUCCUCUGGCAUCUCACCCGGGACCUGAAGAUUGACCACAACCCAGGACACCCAGUGCGGACAUUUGACAGAUCGAUGUUUGUGGUGCUUGACUACCUGAAGGAAGAGUCUAAUGCCACAAAGACCCUGGCAGCAACAUGGCUGACACAUGUGGUGCAGCGCGGCGACAUCAACAGGGUGCUGCAGCCGCUGCUGCUCAUGUUGCUGCACCCAGACACAGCCAGAAUCUCGAUCCAGCAUGUGAAUGUUCACAAACCAAAGAAAGUUCAGCUGUCAGAAUCUGGUGAUGAAGAUGACUUUAAUGCAAAAAUCUAUGCCAUCAGCAGCGAAGGUGGCAACGUCAUCUUCCAUGUGAGUCAAGAAGGGAACAGAUUUUCCCAGAAGACUACAGAAGAUUUGAAAUCUGUUGCUAUGACUGUGAUGAGCGAGAAAGGAUCUGCCACAACAGCACGAAGCAAGAAUGUAGAUGUAGACAAUGCUUUCGACCGAGUCAACCCAGAUGACCUCAAUUUGAGGAUCAAUCCGUUUGGUUCCCAGAACUCACUGGACAAGCUGAUAUUUGACGGGUUCGAGAUGCCCCAUUCAGCCUCCAUGCCUAAUCUGACAUCAGCCAGGAGGCUGGACAAGGAGACAUGUAAGAAGGAAGGAAUCUUUUUUGAUCCUGCAGAGGAAGCGAAUACCGAAUCAACUGAUGAUGAUGAGGCAUUUGAGGCCGAAAUGACAAAUGAGGACUUUGUGAGAGAGAUGCUCGAAGAAAUCCUUCACAAGGCUGUUUCCACUGCUCAGUCGGAUGGGUUCUCGAGGCGUGAAGCUGAACGUACCAUAAGCUUAACUUCCAAAGAUGGUAGUAUUUUAGGGGACCAUGACUUGUUGAACGCCAUUGGUAAAAGAGGUCUGGAGAUAGACUCACUGUCCAGCAGUGAAAAUGACCUCCGACAAGUUGUGGAAGAUGAGGAUGAACGAUCCACAGACAUACACACACUCCAUAUGCAUAUUCUGCUCUAUACACAGAAAUAUGACUACAAGCGAGCACUGUAUGCUCUCUCCACCAUCAAGGCCAUGUUGACCAUGUGUCCACGACUUGUGGUAACAGCCAUGUCCACCACAAGCAUCAGUGCAAUCCGUGCUCCUCACAUGACUAAGAUACAGACUUUACUUGCCCGACACAGGAAGUCAGUAUUUGGGAAGAACUUCUUUGGGGAGCUUCCUCCUGAGGUGCUAUCUGGUUACCGUAGCAACAUGUUUAUUGAGAUUGUUAUCUCUCUGUGUCUGUAUUAUGUGAGGAGUUAUUAUCCAAAUCUGAUGAUCAGUAAACCAUCGUCGGAAGAGUUGCUAGGCAACAAAGAGGUGCAUAUUAUGGCUACGGAGAUUUUGACCUUGUUGAUGUCCGAACUUGUCAGUAUUAUGAGAGAUAGUGGGAAGAGUUUCCGAUCCUACAUUGGAGACUUGUUGUCAAAGUGCAAGCUUCAGAAAGCUUUGCUUCAUUGUUUGCUCGCCAGUGUGUACAACAACAGAAAGAAAAAUCCAGAAAACAAGACCAAAAUCACCGAGGCGAUUAUCGCGUUUAACGAAGAAGGACUUGACCCGUGUGCUAACGAAACAUUCCAGAUUAAAUUGCUCAACUUGAUUCUCGUCAUGAUCAUGCUAGAGGAACAGAUUUAUGGAACCUAUUCUGACCCUGAAGCGGCCAAUCAGAAUGGAGUAUCUGACUGGGACCGGACUAGAGUGAACUUUCAGGCCUCACUCUUAAAGGUUCAUUAUUCGGCAUCUUUACCCAUCGUGCAACAGACAAUGUUUUUAUCUGGUGUUCUGAGCACGCUGAAGCAGCAUCACAUGUGCCAUAUGCAUCGACACUGGGUUGCCAUGGUAACAUCAGCACUCCCAUAUAUGGGGAAAGCGUUGUCCAGAGUGGUCCUGUGUAUUGUGUCUCAACUCUGUCGGAACCUGGAAGUCAUUGCUGGAGAGUAUGUCAUGAACAGUAAGAAAAGCUCGGCCCUGCUGCAGCUAGCCCCUCCUGACCACACGGUGACCAUGUUGGAAGGACUGACCACCCUGUGUCACUACUGCCUGCUGGACAACGUUUCCCCGAUGUCCAUCGGCCAGCCCGCACCCACAGCCUGCCUCAUCAGCACAGAGACGGCCAGCGCUGGACAUAUACUCACAAACCUCAUCCACGUUUUCAACCCCAUCAAUAGCAGCAGGGUAGGCCUGGAGACGAGUCCUCAACGAGAUGACUCCCCCAACAACCCGGUGCUGGAGGCACGGAGGACGCUACUGAGCAUCCUGCCCCGCAUCAUGGCCUGCAUGUCCACCCUAUGGAGGGCCAUCAACGCCGUCAAGGUGCCCGAGGCCAAGGCACUCGUGAAGGAGGGCUUCCUGGCUCUUGGCUCUCCCAAGGUGAUUAGGCAGCAGGUGCUUGAGUUCCUCAGCCCCGUCUCUGUUCCCCACGGCACCAACCUCCUCGGGGCCUUCGCUGUGGCCUGGAAUGACAGAAGGAAGAAGCCUAUCGGCGUUACAAAGAGGGUGAUCCCCCAGCCGUGUGAAGACCAGCUGUUGCUGGUGGAGCUUGUGGCUGCCAUCAGAGUCCUUCCCACAGACACUCUCAUACAGACCGUGAAGCAGGUUCUCAAACAGCCUCCCCCUGCCGAGCUGGGACAGGGCAAGAAGGUGGUUCCCCUAGAAGUAAACAUGCUGCAGUUCUUCUAUGCCUACAUCCAGCAGACCGGGUCAGUGGCGUUGUUGGACUCCUGGCCGUCCCUGCUGGGGCUGUUCAGGGAGGGGCUCCAGCUCAAUCUGGUUCCCCCGGGCCAGUUCCUGCUACUCGAGAUCCUGAAUGAGUUUGUACAGAAGACCCCAACAAUGGAUGAGAAGAAGAACCAGAAGGAUCUACAGGAGAUCACUCAGAAGGUUCUGGAAGCCGUGGGAACAAUUGCUGGGUCAUCACUGGAGCAGACGACGUGGUUGAGGCGGAAUCUGGCUGUGAAGCCGGGACCUCAGGCGGACAUUACAGAGGCUGAGGAUGGCGAAGUGACAGAGGAGAGUGAUGUGGAGGUGAUUGUUGCGGAGCGGAAGGUGGUGGAGAGUCAGCUGAACCAGGACCGGGAUGCCAAGUACAGCGUGCAGGCUCUCUCCAUCCUGGCCGAGUUGACUGCAGCUUUGCUAGAUGUCGUGUACGGCAGUGAUGAGAAGGACAAGGUGGCUCCAUUCCUCAUCACCACCCUGACCAACGUGUUCCCCUACCUCCGCAACCACAGCUGCCACAACCUGCCGAGCUUCCGAGCGUGUUCGCAGAUCCUGGCCAACAUCAGCGGGUACCAGUACACCCGGAAGGCCUGGAGGAAGGAAGCUCUGGAGCUGUUGCUGGAUCUCAGCUUCUUCCAGAUGGACGUCAAGUGUAUCAGCUUCUGGAGGACUGUCAUCGACAACCUCAUGACGCACGACAAAACCACGUUUAAAGAUCUCAUGGGACGUGUGGCAAUGACCCAGAGUGGAUCUCUGAACCUGUUCAGCAGCAAAGAACAAGAGUACGAGCAGAGAGCUCAGAUGUUGAAGCGGCUGUCGUUUGCCAUCUUCUGUAGUGAAGCCGACCAGUACCAGAGAAACAUGCCCGACAUUCAGGAACGUCUAGCAGAGAGUCUGCGACUGACCCAGGUGCCGUCCGUGAUGACCCAGGUCUUCCUGUGUUUCCGGGUCCUCAUCCUGCGCAUGUCUCACCAGCAUCUGACGUCUCUCUGGCCGACGAUCAUCACAGAAAUGGUGCACGUCUUCCUCCAGAUAGAGCAGGAGUUGUCCACAGAUUCGGAUGAAUUCAAGGGUGUGGAAACUUUGUUUAUUACAAACACAAACCAAAAACCUACAUCAUCAUGGAGGACCCAGCUCCAGCGUAUUGCAGCCCUUGACUCCAGCUGGGCACACCUCGGCAACGGCCUGAACGCCCACAACAACCCUGCCUGGUUGCAGCUGUACCUUAGUGUCUGCAAGCUGCUCGACCUGUGUCUGGCCCUGCCUGCAGACACCGUGCCUCAGUUCCAGCUGUACCGGUGGGCGUUUAUUGGAGCAGCUGGAGGGGAAGACAAGGAAGUGAUCAAAGACAAGCGUGUCCAACGACCCUGCUUUGUGCCACAUGUUGUCAGACUCUCCAAACUACUCAAUACCAGGCUUUCUGGAAAUAAUCCCAUACUGAAGCAGGUACCAGGUCGACCUCUCUUGACCUUCACUGUCCUGCGUUCAUUGGUUGAACUCCAACCUUUCUUCAACACACUCUGCAGCAUCAACCAAUCAGAACCAGAUCAUUCAAGAAGCAGCCAAUCACGUAGCAGGACACUACCAAAGUCCAAAUCUGCUCCUGUCAGUGUGCUGGAGGAUUCUACAGGCCUCCCCAUCCCAGCACUCCCUUCUAGUGUUCAUCCCAAAUCAAACAAACAGUUCAUUGAAGAGCUAGUCGAAAGAGAUUUCUUGGAGUUCCUGUCUCAAUGAUUAAGUACCAGGAUAUUUAGACAAUCUCUGUCUUUGACCAAUACUAACAUUGAUGAUACCCAUGUCAUUUGCCUUGUCUGUUAGGCUAGGUAACUUUGGUCUUGACCUCUGUACAACACAAAGAAAUAGUUAAGCCGGUAUACUAAAUGGCUUUGGGUGCUGACUAAUUUUCAUCUGUUGGUUUUAGAAAAGGAUGCAUGAUCAUAAUGCGUUACAGCUAAACACCAAAUCUGAUACGGUUCAUACUUAGAAAUUAUCUAUGUGUAUUUAUGAAUUUGAUAUUUACCAUCUUGCCAUAAGAAAAUGGACUUAGAUUAUGUCAUGUCCAUGGUGGUCACUUUCUAUAUGGACAAUCAGUGGUAUACUGGAGAAUGAUUUUUAAUCAAAUAAUCUAUAAAUUUUCGGUUUCAUUUUUAAUCACAGAUUUCAGGAAACUGUGCCAAUUUACACUUGACAGACGGGUACACAAAGUAUGUGAUCUAGACUACCAGUUGUUGGACAUUCUGUUUUGGAAGCCUCAGUGGUUGGGUGGGUUAGAUUGCUGACUUUGUGUGCUGGCGAUUAGGUGCCUCACUCUGGCAGUGUGGGUUCGAAUCCCAGAUGGGACUCAACUCAAAAAAGUACCGGUACUAGAAUCUGAUCCCAUAUAUAACAUUUGUACACAGGUUUCAGAUUUAUUGCCUUGCACUCCUUACCAUGCGGACAAUAACGAGUAUUAGAUCGGUCAAUCCUGUCGAAUAGAAUUCAGAAUAUUCCAAUAUUUUUAUACACAGCCUGAUUGUCUGAUAUAAAGGAGCUCCCUGUUGGUGUGUGAUAAGAGUUCCUGCUGUAAAGCUACAGUUUGUCAGGAUGUUAUCAUACCUCUCUCACCUCUCAUGCUUUUGGUGUGAGACUCAUGCAGUUUCAUUACAGAUCAUGCUCUCACAAUCACUACUUGAAAUCGCAAGCAUUUGUUAAAAUGUAUAUUUUUUUCUUCCUGGUAGGUCUACAUCGCAAGAAAAUACAAUGGGAAUCUCCCUGUCAGCCUUACUAACAUUGAAAAUGACAUGAAUUCUAAUGGUUCAACUAAGCUUGUGUAAAAAAAUAAGAUGCAACAGCACAUACAGCAUCACUGGUCUAUCAGCUUUUGUCGUUAUUGUCUACAUCAUGCCGUUCGACAAUUUAUGAUAAACUGAACCACAGGAUUCCUAAAUAACGGUGCUGCUAAAAUGAUUAAAACCGUCUUUCAUGUAACUUUAUUUAAUCUCACAUGUACCAAGACAGAUUAACUUUAGUUAUCAUAAAGAAUCAUGUGUACUUUAACUUUUGAGUUGUAUGUCAGACAUUUUGUUUUUGGUUCAUGGCUUUCAUCGAGCUUUCAUAUUUUUGAGUGUAUAUCAACUUUCAAAGUGAUGGAUGUGUAUAUAGUUGUUUCUCCGGUUUCAUGAGUAUAUUAGUUCACAUGUUUUUAGUUUCUUGUCCCAAAAGUCAUGAAAUCCUGUUUGUACAAAUAUGUCCAUGUAUACCAUAUGUAUAUGACGUAUUCCUACUGGUUGUGUGAUAUAGAUUCAAGUAGACAUUUGUAUGUAAUGUAAAUAGCAAAUGUUGACACAUUUCUCUUCUUGGUCUUCCUCUGACAGAUUCACAUUGAUUGGGAUGUGUGAUAAUAGUUGAUGAGAAUAAUGCACAAAUUUUUGAAGUGCAUAUUAAAAUCAUUUUUAUGAAAUCAGUUUCAUUUUAAUGUAAGUUGCUCUAUUGAUCUCAUACUGAAUGAUAGACUGUAUGCUUGCUUACCUGUAAGGUAUACCGAGAUAGGACUUUUUAAGAUGCAUGGGUCAAUUUAUUUUUUGUGUGUGUUGUCUGAUUAAAUAGGGGAUAGAUUAACAUAGAGUGUCUGGUAGGGCUGUUACAAUUCACUCAUGUAUUCGGUGAAACAAACCGUAUUCAUUCAGGAAUUGAAUUCGUUAUUCGUGGCCACUAGAAUUGAAUAUUCAUGAAUAUGCAAGCAUGUGCAUUUACAUAAAAAUACCCAAAAGAACAUUCUUCAAAAGACAACACUCUUAUACUAUUU
Molecule: messenger RNA, 9839 nt
Organism: Haliotis rufescens (red abalone)
Lineage: Eukaryota; Metazoa; Mollusca; Gastropoda; Lepetellida; Haliotidae
Product: protein dopey-1-like
Exons: 27
Coding region: 392-7789 (2465 amino acids)
Biological process (GO): Golgi to endosome transport
Cellular component (GO): trans-Golgi network; endosome
Source: RefSeq, a predicted model, not a curated record